AUGUGUUGUUGUCAUUGUUCAUCUCUAUAUCGAAAUUUACCUUUUUUCCAUGGUUUAACUGGUUUUCUUGAAAUGAUUCUUGGCAUAGUACGUAUUGCCGUAUUCUUUUCACCUCUACCAUCUGGUGUUCGUAAAAAAUAUACCGCGAAAUAUACUACUGCAUUUAUUAUUGAUUGGAUUAGUUCUGGUGUUCCAACAUUAAUUGGUUUAUUUACUGCUCUGAUUACUCUUCUCAUUCUAUUAAAAACCUGUAUUGCAUGUCUUAAAUCAUCCAACAAUCAAAACAAUGAAAGUAGUAGUAGCAAAGGUUUAACACGAAGAUUAUUUCAAAGUAAAAGUAUUCGACGUUUUCUUGUUAUUGAUUGUAAUUGUCCAUGGUACCGAGCACGACCACGACUUCGUUUUCAAAUUCGUUUUCUGUUGUUGGUUAUCUUUUUUAUUUUACGAAUAACUGCUAUUGGACUUUAUGCUACAGCUCCUUCAGAUGAUAAUGAUGGUGGAUUGCUUGCUACAGUCUGUGCAUUUUCAUUGAUUUUCAUUUUCAAUACUCUCUGUUUGGAUUUUUAUCGAUAUUGGGUUUGGUGGCAUUAUACACCACAACGUGAUAGUCGUUGUCAUUUAAAACCAAAUAAACAUGAAAGAUAUAUACCAUAUCAUAUGAUGGGUUUCUUUCGUAAUUCUGAGACAAUGGGAAAUCGACCAUGUACUGAUACUCCAUGUCGUAAAAAAACACUUGAUCAUAUUGCAGUUUUUCAUUCGACUGACUACCAGCCACAACCACGCUGGAGAGAUAUUCCAAAACCACCACUAGCUGAUCCGCAAAAAAGUAAAAUUCCUUGUAUUAAUUCGAAAGAAAUAGAUAAUCAACCACAUUAUAUUGGAUUUCAUACCACUGAUCCUGAUGCUGCUGUUUCUAUUGCUCAUAGUGAUUUUCGAACAGGUACUUGUGGAUGGAUUGGUGCCGGUGCUUAUUUUGCUCGAUCAGUUUCAGCAACUUGGGGAAAAGCAAAAAGUGAUGGAGGUGCUCAUAUUAUUGCUGAGGUUCGCAUGGGUAAAGUCUAUGAAGUGGAACGAGAUGUUAUUACCAAAGAUCAUCCAAGAUUUAAUGAGGAAAUAUAUAAUUAUGCUCAUCACUCAAAAUGGCAUGCUGAUUAUGACACCUGUUAUAUGAUUCAUAAUAAGGAGAUGAAAGAUGAAUUUGCGAUAAAAGAUCCUAAAUCACAAAUCGUUAAAUGGGUUAUUGUCAUUGAACCUGGCUUUGAUUCCAAAGUAAAAAAAUAUGGACUGCUCACUGAAUUUGAACAAACACGAUGUGGAUGUAUUUAA
This is a messenger RNA of Adineta steineri, 1326 nucleotides long. The record is from the annotation of a GenBank genome assembly. Lineage: Eukaryota; Metazoa; Rotifera; Eurotatoria; Adinetida; Adinetidae.